AUUCUUUCCCCACGCGAAAUAUCGUACCUUGUGGUGUAUCCUCACCUUCCUCCUCCCUUCUCAGACCCGACGGCGAGCGCCGAUGACCUGAGCCAUGGGCUGCGUCCUCGCCAAGGAGGCCUCGCCUCCCCCCUCUUCGGCCUCCCUCGGACUCUCCUCCCGCCGCUGCGAGAAGGAUCAGCCGGCGGGAGCUGGGUCCGCCCGCAAAUCGCUGGCCUCGCUCCCUAAAGUCGAGGCCGCCACUGAUUCGCGGAAGGAGGAGAGGGAUCUACCGGCCGAGGACGGCCAGCAGAGCCGGCGCCGGUCGAGACCUGACCCGAGGCUGAGCAAUCCCCCGGGGCAUGUCCACGGCGAGCAAGUCGCUGCUGGGUGGCCCGCCUGGCUCUCCCGCGCUGCCGGGGAGGCCAUCAGAGGGUGGACGCCGCGUCGGGCGGAUACCUUCGAGAAGAUCGAUAAGAUUGGACAGGGGACGUAUAGUAAUGUUUACAAGGCGAAGGACAUAUUGAGCGGCAAAAUCGUGGCUCUGAAGAAGGUUAGGUUUGAUAUGAUGGAGCCGGAAAGUGUGAGAUUUAUGGCUAGGGAGAUCCUUAUCCUGCGGCAUCUCGAUCACCCAAACGUUGUUAAGUUAGAGGGGUUGGUGACAUCAAGGAUGUCUUGUAGCUUGUAUUUGGUCUUCGAAUACAUGGAGCAUGACCUAGCUGGUCUUGCAGCGAGCCCUACCAUAAAAUUCAUGGAGCCUCAGAUCAAGUGUUACAUGCACCAACUUUUGUCUGGAUUAGAGCACUGCCACAACAAUGGUGUGCUGCACCGUGACAUUAAGGGUUCAAAUCUCCUACUUGACAAUGAGGGAGUACUCAAGAUUGCAGACUUUGGCUUGGCUACUUUCUUUGACCCUAGUCGCAAGCAUCCUAUGACUAGUCGGGUGGUAACUCUUUGGUAUCGGGCCCCAGAGUUGCUCUUGGGAGCCACGGAUUACAGUGUGGGAAUUGACCUGUGGAGUGCCGGUUGUAUUUUAGCAGAAUUGUUGGCUAGGAAGCCUAUUAUGCCUGGGAGGACUGAGGUUGAACAGCUGCAUAAAAUCUUCAAACUAUGUGGUUCUCCUUCAGAUGAAUACUGGAAAAGGUCGAAGUUACCUCAUGCUACAAUUUUUAAACCCCAACAGCCUUAUAAACGGUGCAUACGAGAAACAUUUAAAGAUUUCCCGCCACCAUCCUUGCUAUUGAUUGAAACUCUUCUUGCAAUUGAUCCUGCAGAUCGGCAAACUGCUACUGCAGCCUUAAAUAGUGAGUUUUUUACGACUGCUCCACAUGCAUGUGCUCCUUCAGACCUUCCAAAAUAUCCUCCAAGCAAAGAAAUGGAUGCUAAAAUGAGGGAUGAAGAAGCUAGAAGGUUGCAGGCUGCUGGUGGGAAGGUUAAUGCCAAUGGAUCAAAAAAAUUGCGCACACGUGACAGACCUUUCAGAGCAGCUCAUGCAGCAGAGGCUAAAGCUGAAGUUCAAAGAAGGCAGCGUCUUAUUACCCGUGCAAAUGCAAAGAGCAAGAGUGAAAAGUUUCCUCCACCACAUCAAGAUGGUGCUCUUGGAUAUCGAUUGGAUUCUAUAUAUCUUGUUGAUCCUUCCUUGGAGGACUCAGAUACUUCAUUCAGCACAAGACUGCCCUCCCAGAAGAUGCCUGCGAAUGCUUGGUCUGGACCAUUGGUUGAUACUGUGGUUGGCCACCCAAACCACAAGAAGCAGAUUGCAGCGCGCUCACGAAACUCCUCUCGAACAAAACAGUUUGGUGAUGCUCAUAUUACCAAGGAAACUCACAUAGAAAAGGGCAGCGCUCGAUUCUGAGGUCCGAACCAGUUCAACUAGCUUCAGGUCUUCGAGACCAGGAUCCAUCUCUUCAGGCGUAAGAUUGCGAUACCAUGAUACUGAAGUAGGAUGAUACUGAAGGAGCACGAAAUGGUCAUUAAUUGGAUGAAGACAAUAAUUUAUCCACCUCGCAAACCCUCCUCUUCUGUUCCAUCUUUCAUACUACUUGUUCAGUUACCCCGACUAUUAACACUCGCAAUUGAGGAUUCCUUGUACAUCGGUUCCUUCUCUUAUUGCCCCCAAUACUGGUUUAGGUUAUUUGAGUUAGAGACACACUUCUCCACUCAUCCCAUUGUAUUUUAAAGAAGAUUUACCUUCUGGAGCUUCAUAUUUUGACU
Zingiber officinale is the source of this 2193-nucleotide messenger RNA. RefSeq names its product probable serine/threonine-protein kinase At1g54610. Gene Ontology annotation, molecular function: ATP binding; RNA polymerase II CTD heptapeptide repeat kinase activity; cyclin-dependent protein serine/threonine kinase activity. Gene Ontology annotation, cellular component: nucleus; cyclin-dependent protein kinase holoenzyme complex. The transcript is spliced from 7 exons. The record is from RefSeq and is a predicted model, not a curated record. Lineage: Eukaryota; Viridiplantae; Streptophyta; Magnoliopsida; Zingiberales; Zingiberaceae. Bases 95 to 1834 code for a protein of 579 amino acids. Gene Ontology annotation, biological process: protein phosphorylation; positive regulation of transcription elongation by RNA polymerase II.